Messenger RNA from Kwoniella botswanensis, 1290 nucleotides. RefSeq lists its product as uncharacterized. Bases 1 to 1290 code for a protein of 429 amino acids. The record is from RefSeq and is a predicted model, not a curated record. Lineage: Eukaryota; Fungi; Basidiomycota; Tremellomycetes; Tremellales; Cryptococcaceae. The transcript is spliced from 5 exons.
AUGGCCUCCUCGAGCAGAUCAACAUCUGGGACUUCCGGAUCAGAACUCAGCUCUGUGAGAUCUUCGCUCCCUCUCGACAAGCUGGUACCGUAUCUCGAACGGAACAUCGAGGGUUUCAGAGGUCCUGUACAAGUGAAGCAAUUCAAGUCCAAUCCUACUUACCUCCUCACACCCUCUACCCCAAAUCAAUCAUAUGUCCUCCGAAGAGCACCCUCCGGUCCUUUGCUCUCACCGACAGCUCAUCGAGUGGAUCGCGAGUAUCUGAUACUAUCAGCACUAAACAGAUACAACCGGACCGUAUCCGAAUCUCAUGCGGUGCCGGUCCCUAAAGUAUACUGUCUUUGUGAGGAUAAAGACAUAGCUGGAGCGGCGUUUUACGUCAUGGAAUACUUAAAGGGAAGGAUAUUUACCGACGUGCGCUUGAAAGAGCUGGACAAGGAGGAAAGAUGGGCGUGCUGGCACUCGGCCAUCUCAACGUUGACAAAGCUAUCUACCAUACCUAUUCCUUCCCUGAACCUCCCAGCCUCAUUCGCACCUCUGCCAUCUUCCAAGCCAUAUUUUCCGAGGCAAGUGGGUUCUUUACUUAAAGUAUCUCACGCACAGAGUAAAGCAAAGAACAAAGAUACAGGGGAAGAAGUCGGUGCUAUAUGGGGUACUGCCGAGAUGAAAUCGUGGUUCGAAGAAGGUGCUGAGAAGCUUGCUGAGCUGGAACUGCGGAGAGGAGUAGGAGGGGUAGUUCAUGGGGAUUACAAGUUAGAUAAUCUAAUAUUCCACCCCACCAAGCCAAAGGUCAUAGGUAUACUGGAUUGGGAAUUAUGCACUCUCGGUUCCCCGUUAGCAGACCUAGGUAAUCUGCUCUUACCAUUCUCCUUCCCACCAAUAUCUCCAUCUCAUCGAAAGGAAUUAGCUAGUGCUUUGGGUUCCGAAGAUCCGAGAGAUGACAUGACUCUGUUAUUGGGACUGAAAGGCUUGUCAAGUCAAGAGACGGGCUUGCCCCAGAGAGAGGAAUUGGAGAAAUGGUGGGUGGACGGUAUGAACGAUGGAUUGGCCUUCCAUCAACAGCAAAAAGGGAACAGUUGGGUUUUGCCUAUCCCUGGAAUGAGUUGGGUGAGAUCAUGGAUCCUGUUUAGAUUAGCAAUCAUCGCUCAGGGUAUAGCAGCUAGAGCUGCAUUGGGUCAAGCGAGCUCAGCAGAUGCUAGAGCAGAUAGUAGACCGGUCUUUGAUUUCUUCGGUAAGAUGGCUUGGGAAGUGAAAAUAGAAGCGGAGAAGGAGGGGAGAGCCAAGUUGUAG